AUGUCGUGUAAAAAAUGUGGUCGAGACGAUCACGUCAAGCCGUCAUCGUCAAAGUGUGAAGAAAGAAUACUUUUGCAAAAAAGACGGUUCGCCGUUAAGAGCGGUGACGAGGACGUUUCCACAUUUACCAUACAAGAAAAUUUCGGAAAGUUUUGCCCAGAAGUGGAAUUACGUGAACGCAUUAAACGAGACGUCGCCGAGGUAUCCGCCUCUAGCAGUAGAGGCUUCAUUAUAUACGUGUAUUUUCGCAACUACACAAGGUUGUUUCACCACAUCGCACAGUUUCCUCUAGAUUUCACGUUCAACCAUUUGUUGGAUUUUUAUUACCACUUACAGGGAAAACGGCAGCGGAAAGAACGAGUUAUACGUGAUGAAGAAUAUUUCGGUUUACGGCAAAAACAUGGAUUGUCUGAGACGGUAUAUGACGGUUCGUAUCGGCCGUACAACACGUCAACACGAGACCCCUUUGAGAAACUGCGUGUGCGUACAUUUGUAAAGUCGGCUAUUAAAAAAAUAGUACAGUAUUUUUACGAAGCCUGCGAACGUAAAACCCAAAAUUGGAUAUGGAAACUCCGUGUUUACGAAGAAUUGUUUUCGCCAGAUCAUAUAGCACGGCACGUAGUUUGGAAAUCGUUGAUUUUCUACGAAAAUUCAACUUACCUGAAGACUUUCGAAGAUUGCCAAAUUCGGAAAAGUGCUGGUGGUCGCUUGUGCCGUUCACACACCGAUUGGGAGUUUACGUUUUCCGAACGUGGAUCCCGAUCGUUUUAA
Macrosiphum euphorbiae (potato aphid) is the source of this 771-nucleotide messenger RNA. The record is from the annotation of a GenBank genome assembly. Lineage: Eukaryota; Metazoa; Arthropoda; Insecta; Hemiptera; Aphididae.